Molecule: messenger RNA, 774 nt
Organism: Trypanosoma rangeli
Lineage: Eukaryota; Euglenozoa; Kinetoplastea; Trypanosomatida; Trypanosomatidae
Product: stress-inducible protein STI1-like
Exons: 1
Coding region: 1-774 (257 amino acids)
Molecular function (GO): Hsp90 protein binding
Source: RefSeq, a predicted model, not a curated record
AUGGGUUUGGACGAGCUGAAAUUGCAGGGAAAUGAAGCAUUUAAGGCGAAGAAGUAUGAAGACGCCAUACACUACUACACGAAGGCCAUCGACUUGAGUCCUCAACCGGAAGCUGCCGCUGCGUUGUAUUCAAAUCGCGCAGCUUGCUGGCAAAAUACGGGAAAUGCGGCGAAUGCGCUGAAGGAUGCGGAGAGCUGCAUCCUGCUAAGACCAUCUUGGAUAAAAGGACACUACCGAAAGGGGACGGCGUUUGAAAGUAUGCAAAAAUACGACGAGGCGUUAAAGGCCUUUCAACAGGCCGCAAAACUGGAGCCUGGAAAUGAAGAAAUUGCUGAUAAGCUGCAGCAGUUGGUUCUCAUGCUGAAGGAACGCAACGAGAAGGCGUCUCCAGGGGCUUGUAGAACGCCCGAUGAGGCUAAAAACAUAGGGAACUCCUUGUUUGCCGCCGGAAACUUUGAAAGAGCCAUGUUGUUCUAUUCUCGUGCGAUCGAGCUUUCCCCUGAGGGGAAUGCAGAAAAGGCCAAUUAUUAUGCAAACCGUGCGGCUUGUCAUCAACAAACGCGCAAUUAUCAUCUUGUUAUCAAUGAUUGCGACAAGGCCCUUGUAAUUAAUCCCACCCAUGUCAAGGCUCUGCUUCGCCGUGCUAUUGCGUAUGAGGGACUGGAGAGCUGGAGUAAAGCUCUGAAUGACUAUAAUCAGGUUAACCGUGCGUUUCCUGGGAUGCCGGCAGUGUCACAAGGCGUGCUUCGAUGCCAGCGUGCUCUAAGGGGCUAA